Molecule: messenger RNA, 866 nt
Organism: Dermacentor andersoni
Lineage: Eukaryota; Metazoa; Arthropoda; Arachnida; Ixodida; Ixodidae
Source: RefSeq, a predicted model, not a curated record
AUGGCGGAAGAGAUGCGAACCACAAUGUGUGUGGAUGAUGUUCAUGUUUCCCAUCUUACAAAAGGGCGUGGUAAGCUGCAGAUCCGCAUCUCCAUCUUCCUCGCCCUGGCCACCACCGCCUUCGCUGGCUUCGUCGGCAACGCUGGAUACAGCGUUGGUCUGACUGCCGCCCCAGUCGUCCAAACUGUUUCUCACACUGCUCCAGUUGCCACCUUUGCUAGUGCUCCUGUCGCCACCUAUGCCGCUGCUCCAGUUGUUGCCGCUGCCCCAGCUUUCGCCACCGUGGCCCACGCUCCAGUCGCCACCGCUGUCGCUGCCCCAGCCGUGGCCUCCUACGCUGUUGCUCCAGCCGUGACCCGUGCCGCCACCGUUGCCCACGCUGCACCAGUCGCCACCUACGCUGCUGCCCCCGCUGUCACUACUGUGGCUCACGCCCCAGUCGCCACCGCUGUGGCCGCCCCCGUCGCCGCCUACGCCGCUGCUCCAGCCGUCGCUACUGUCCACGCUGCCCCAGCUGUUGCCACCACCACCGUCCACCACGCCCCAGCUGUCGCCACCGUUGCCCACGCUGCCCCUGUGGUCGGUGCUUACCCCGCCGCUCCAGUCUACGGCUACGGCGUCGGAACCCUCGGUUACGGCGUUGGCCACUACGGUUACGGCCACGGACUCCUCGGCUAUGGCCUGAACUACGGCUACGGCCUUGGCUCUCCCUUCGACUACACCACCCUCCUCCGCAGGAAGAAGUAAUCCCCUGGCGUCUCCGAAACUUCUACCGUUGAUUUCACCAACAAAUACACGUUUACCUAUCGCUUAUACAGCGCACUUGUAAGAUACUAUUGGCUGAAAUAAAAUUAAACAUUUUCCUA